This is a messenger RNA of Cynara cardunculus var. scolymus (artichoke), 1664 nucleotides long. Its product is annotated as lysophospholipid acyltransferase LPEAT1-like. Gene Ontology annotation, biological process: phospholipid metabolic process. The record is from RefSeq and is a predicted model, not a curated record. Lineage: Eukaryota; Viridiplantae; Streptophyta; Magnoliopsida; Asterales; Asteraceae. Gene Ontology annotation, molecular function: lysophosphatidylethanolamine acyltransferase activity. Gene Ontology annotation, cellular component: endoplasmic reticulum. Bases 130 to 1296 code for a protein of 388 amino acids. The transcript is spliced from 9 exons.
UAUUCUGAGCACCACCAUCACAUUCACAUCAUCAUCAACCCCCCUGAUCUGAUAAUCUCCAUUCUUUCUUUCACCCAUUUGAUCAAACAGAUGGCAUAGAAAGCCAUAUCAACAUCCUUUAGGGUUUCCAUGGAUUCAGAACUCAAUGGCUUGUCAUCAGAACCCCAUUCCCUACAUUGUGAUUCCAAUCUUGAAGACGGUCCCAUUAAAGAUGAUCUCCCCCUCCUCCACUCCUCCAAACCCAUCACUACCGAUGACACAUCCACACCCCAGCCAGACAUUGAAGAGCUUGAGAAGAAAUAUGCCGCCUAUGUCCGACGUGAUGUGUAUGGCACCAUGGGACGUGGGAAGCUACCUUGGACCCAGAAGCUUCUUUUAGGGAUUGCACUGAUCACCCUCUUUCCGCUGCGUAUGGUGUUGGCUACGUUGGUUGUUGUGCUCUAUUACUUGAUUUGCAGGGCUUGUACUCUGUUUUUGGUGCCGAACCGGGAGGAUGAACAGGAGGAUUACGCACAUAUGGGCGGGUGGAGGAGAAGGACUAUUUAUUGGGUUGGAAGGGUUCUUUCAAGGUCGUUGCUUUUUGUAUUAGGGUUUUAUUGGAUCACGGAGACUUAUAGGAAUCCGGACCUCGACAGCAAAUUCAACGAUGAGUUGGACGAGAAUGGUGAAUCUGAGGAAUGUGAAAGACCUGGAGCGAUUAUAUCAAAUCAUGUUUCACAUAUCGAUAUUUUGUACCAUAUGUCUUCUUCAUUUCCGAGCUUUGUCGCCAAGAGAUCAGUGAGCAAACUUCCUCUCGUUGGCCUUAUCAGCAAGUGCCUUGGUUGUGUAUAUGUUGAACGGGAGUCAAAAUCAUCAGAAUUCAAGGGUGUUUCAGGUCUUGUGAAUGAUAGAAUUCAAGAAUCGCUUCAGGAUAAGUCUGCACCCAUGAUGAUGCUUUUUCCAGAAGGGACUACUACAAAUGGGGAUUAUAUACUUCCAUUUAAAACUGGUGCAUUUUUGUCUAAAGCUCCUGUUCUUCCUGUUAUUUUGAGAUAUCCAUAUCGGAGAUUUAGCCCAGCAUGGGAUACCAUAUCUGGGGUACGUCAUGUUAUUUUGCUACUGUGUCAAUUUGUUAAUAAUAUUACAGUGUUGAGGUUACCGCUUUAUUACCCUUCACAAGAAGAAAAGGACAAUCCAAAACUCUAUGCAGAAAAUGUUCGGAGAUUGAUGGCUCGUGAGGGCAACUUAAUAAUGUCGGAUAUUGGAUUGGCAGAGAAGAGAGUAUAUCAUGCAGCUGUCCAUGAUUUGUUUACUUAAAGAUGACCAUUGAUUAGUCAUUUGGCCAGAAAGAAAGAAAAGAAAAGGGAAAAUAAUAGCAAAAUUGUUUGAAAAAUGUAUGAAUGAGCUGGUAGCAGAGCAGACCUGAGAUUUUGGUGAAAUGGUGCUGCUUCCUUGGUCUCUACCAGUGAAGAAGAUUGAAGAAUGAAGGUGGUGGAAGGAGACCAGCAAAAAAGAAAGCAAAAUUGGUGUUUAUUUUUUCAAGGGUUUGUUAGUUUAAAUUAAUUAAUGUAUACUUACUGAUAACAGAAAACAAGUAAAGCAGAAAGUAGAUUCACAGCAGUUUGUUUCAGUGGUCUCAGUCUUUGAAGCCUGGUCUAACAAAAAUGGAGGAACAAACCACUCCC